AGCAAAAAAAAAAACACCAAAAUUCAAAUCGACUCAAAAUCACAAGGACUAUCUCAAGAAAUCCGGCAGAAACUGAUCGGAGAAAUGAGUGCGGUUGCGAUUAAUCAUCUGUUUGGGUUUCCGGAGACGAUCGAGAAGCUGAUCUUCCCGAGCUCCCGCUCCGGCGAGGGAAACGAGAAUCGAGGAGGAAGCAGCAACAAUAUCCCAAUCGACAUUCUGGAAUCUUCCAGAGAAUACAUCUUCUACGCCGACAUCCCCGGGAUCUCCAAAUCAGAUAUCCAGGUGACUGUGGAGGAAGAGAGGACUCUGGUGAUAAAGAGUAACGGGAAGAGGAAGAGAGAGGACCAUGAAAGCGAAGAAGGAUGCAAGUACAUUAGGCUCGAGAGGAGACUCCCUCAGAAUCUGGUCAAGAAGUUUCGGCUCCCGGAAGAUGCUGACGUGGCAGCCGUCGCUGCUAAUUACAAGGAUGGGGUUUUGACAGUCACCGUCGGGAAGCUGCCGCCGCAGCCACCGAAGCCUAAGACGGUUCAGAUAGCGGUUUCUUGA
Thlaspi arvense is the source of this 546-nucleotide messenger RNA. NCBI's taxonomy places the organism in Eukaryota, Viridiplantae, Streptophyta, Magnoliopsida, Brassicales, Brassicaceae. The record is from the annotation of a GenBank genome assembly.